AUGUCUUCAUUGCAAGAACUACAGAACCGUAACUUGGACGAAAACCGCGGACCAGAAUUCCGAGCUUUCUUAAUAUGCAUGCUCACCUUGAGCAUUACAGUAGUAGCUCUACGCUUCUGGUCUCGCGCUAUUGGCCCACGAGUGUCUCAAGGAAAAGCCACGCAUCGAUUUUGGUGGGAUGACUGGGUAGCUUUCUUAGCUCUAAUUUGCCUCAUGGCAUUUACUGCAGUUGCGAUAACUCUAGUUCACUUUGGAUUAGGUCGACAUAUCUGGACACUGGACGAAACUGAAUUAUUGAUGGUUUUCAAACUUUUUUACACUGUCUAUUAUGUCUACGAUGUGUCCUUAUUUCUUACCAAGACAUCCGCCCUAUUAUUUCUUACCCGUUUGUUUCCGAGGCACACAAACCCUACAUGGUGGAAUAUCGCUUUGUGGGUAACCCAUGGUAUGAACUCUGCGUGGUUUGUUGGUAUUUGCUUUGGGACUGCUUUUAUGUGUAAGCCGCUUGCAAAAGGAUGGAACCCGUUGAUACCUGGAGAGUGUGGGGCAACAAGUGCGCUCUGGAUUGGAAGCGCCAUUCCAAGUGUCAUUAUCGACUUGGUCAUUCUACUGCUACCUUUGCCAAAAAUCUGGUUUCUUCACAUCAGUGUAGCGAGAAAGACCGGUGUCACACUUGUUUUCAUCUUGGGGUACUGUGUCAUUAUUGUCUCACUUGGUCGAUUGAUAACUGUACUCAGAUCCGCCAAAGCUUUGGAUCAGGAUAUUACUUACGAGGGAAUGCCCAUGGUGUAUUGGGUCUCUACCGAGUGCCCAGCUACCAUCAUCAGUAUUUGUCUUCCUCCUAUGCUGAAUAUUGUCCGCCAUUUCUACAAAGGGUUUCUCUCGCCGUUUACGAGCAAGAUAUCGUCCAUGAUGACUUCAAAAUCAACUGCCUCAUCGUCAACAAUAAAAAGUCCUGGUAUGUUUUCAAGGUCAGGAUUGAAAUAUUCCGGCGGAAAUAGUGAUGUGAACCUUCGGACUGAAUCCAAUGGAAGCUCUCAUAGCCUUUGGCAGUUAGAUAAUCGUGGUGCUUCAGUGGAAAUUACGAUCUAA
This is a messenger RNA of Aaosphaeria arxii CBS 175.79, 1092 nucleotides long. RefSeq lists its product as uncharacterized. Bases 1 to 1092 code for a protein of 363 amino acids. NCBI's taxonomy places the organism in Eukaryota, Fungi, Ascomycota, Dothideomycetes, Pleosporales. The transcript has 4 exons. The record is from RefSeq and is a predicted model, not a curated record.